Molecule: messenger RNA, 2301 nt
Organism: Lindgomyces ingoldianus
Lineage: Eukaryota; Fungi; Ascomycota; Dothideomycetes; Pleosporales; Lindgomycetaceae
Product: cobalamin-independent methionine synthase
Exons: 3
Coding region: 1-2301 (766 amino acids)
Molecular function (GO): 5-methyltetrahydropteroyltriglutamate-homocysteine S-methyltransferase activity; zinc ion binding
Source: RefSeq, a predicted model, not a curated record
AUGGUCCAGUCAUCAGUGCUCGGCUUUCCCCGCAUGGGCGCCAAUCGUGAGCUGAAGAAGGCGAACGAGGCAUACUGGGCCGAUAAGCUCUCAAGAGACGAUCUACUGAAGGAGGCCAAGCGACUCCGACUAGAGCACUGGAAGAUCCAGAAAGACGCAGGCGUCGACAUCAUCCCUAGCAAUGACUUUGCUUUCUAUGACCACAUCCUCGACCACAUCCAGAUGUUCAAUGCCAUCCCAGAGCGGUACUCAAAAGCCUCUCUACACCCCAUCGAUGAGUACUUUGCCAUGGGCCGUGGCCACCAGAAGGGUGGCGUCGACGUUCCUAGCUUGGAAAUGGUCAAGUGGUUCGACUCCAACUACCACUAUGUCAAGCCCACCCUGCAGGAUGGACAGACGUUCAAGCUCGCCGCCGACCCCAAGCCUGUCGUCGAGUUCCUCGAGGCCAAGGAGGCUGGCAUCAUCACCCGCCCAGUCCUCAUAGGCCCCGUCUCUUUCCUUGCCCUCGGCAAGGCCGACCGUGGCCAGUCAGUCGACCCUAUUUCCCUUCUCGACAAGCUCGUCCCGGUAUAUGCUGAGCUUCUCGAGAAGCUGAAAGCUGCUGGUGCCGAGACGGUCCAGAUCGAUGAGCCAGUCUUGGUCUACGAUCUUCCUUCCAAGGUCAAGGAUGCCUUCAAGCCUGCAUAUGAGAAGCUCGUCGGUGACAAGCUCCCCAAGCUUGUCCUCGCCACCUACUUUGGCGACAUCGUCCACAACUUCGAUAUCCUACCCAGCCUCCAGGGCGUGUACGGCAUCCACGUUGACCUUGUCAGGAACCCUGAGCAGCUCGAGAGUGUCAUUGGCAAGCUCGGCCCCAACCAGAUUCUUUCCGCCGGUGUCGUUGACGGCCGAAACAUCUGGAAGACCAACUUCAAGCGAGCCAUUGAGGCUGUUGAGACCGCCGUCCAGAAACUCGGCAAAGAUCGUGUCAUCGUUGCCACAUCCAGCUCCCUCCUCCACACUCCUCACUCAUUAGACAGCGAGAAGAAACUUGAUGCCGAAGUCAAGGAGUGGUUCUCCUUCGCCGUCCAGAAGACCUCGGAGGUUGUCGUUAUCGCCAAGGCUGUAACUGACGGCCCUGCCACCGUUCGGGAAGCACUUGAGGCGAAUGCCAAGGCCAUGCAGUCGCGAGCUUCCUCCUCUCGAACCAACAACAAGGCUGUGAAGGACCGCCAGGCUAGCGUCACCGCCGCCAUGCACGAGCGCCAGUCUCAAUUCCCAGAGCGAUAUGCUCAGCAGAAGACCCAUCUCAGUCUCCCAAUGUUCCCUACCACUACCAUUGGUUCCUUCCCUCAGACCAAGGAGAUCCGUAUCCAGCGUAACAAGUUCACCAAGGGUGAGAUUACUGCUGAGCAGUACGAGAAAUUCAUUGAGAAGGAGAUCCAGGACGUCAUCAAGAUCCAGGACGAGCUCAAGCUCGAUGUGUAUGUUCACGGUGAGCCUGAGCGAAACGACAUGGUGCAAUACUUCGGCGAGAGGCUCGAAGGCUAUGUCUUCACCACACACGGCUGGGUCCAGUCAUACGGAUCGCGCUGCGUUCGACCGCCGAUCAUUGUCGGUGACAUUUCCCGUCCUGCCCCCAUGACCGUCAAGGAGUCGAAGUACGCUGCUUCCAUCUCCAGCAAGCCGAUGAAGGGUAUGCUUACCGGACCCAUCACCUGCUUGCGAUGGUCUUUCCCUCGUGACGACGUUCACCAGUCAGUGCAAGCUCAGCAGCUUGCUCUUGCCCUGCGCGACGAGGUCAUUGACCUCGAAGCUGCCGGCAUCUACGUCAUUCAGGUUGACGAACCUGCUCUCCGAGAAGGUCUUCCUCUCCGCGCUGGUAGCGAGCGAGAGAAGUACCUCUCCUGGGCCGUGGACUCAUUCAAGCUAGCCUGCGCCGGUGUAAAAGACUCGACUCAGAUCCACUCCCACUUCUGCUACUCGGAAUUCCAAGACUUCUUCCACGCCAUCGCCGCCCUCGACGCCGACGUCCUGUCGAUCGAGAACAGCAAGUCGGACGCCAAGCUCCUGAAAGUCUUCGAGGACAAGGCAUACCCGCGCCACAUCGGUCCGGGCGUCUACGACAUCCACUCGCCGCGUGUCCCCUCGGAGCAGGAGAUCAAAGACCGCAUCGCCGAGAUGCUGGCCUACCUCAAGCCCGAGCAGCUCUGGGUCAACCCCGACUGUGGGCUGAAGACUAGGCAGUGGAAAGAGACCAAAGCCGCUCUAACUAAUAUGGUUAAUGCUGCUAUUUUCAACCGCGAGAAGUAUGCUUCUUAA